Penicillium antarcticum is the source of this 1020-nucleotide messenger RNA. RefSeq lists its product as uncharacterized. The record is from RefSeq and is a predicted model, not a curated record. The transcript is spliced from 3 exons. The coding region runs from base 1 to 1020 and encodes 339 amino acids. NCBI's taxonomy places the organism in Eukaryota, Fungi, Ascomycota, Eurotiomycetes, Eurotiales, Aspergillaceae.
AUGAAUAGCCAAUACCUAGCGUCCUACAACUGGCUUGAUCGAGCAAACUGCACCAUUGUUGCUCCAGGCGAGCCGCCCCAAUUCAAAAAGCCAGAUAAACCCACAAAAUUUCGCGAAGGCUCCGGUACAUACUACCGCAACCAAAAUGCCUCCCGCCACCCAACCUAUCCACUGGAGCCAAUGAGCCGUUCAAAUCCAGCUGCAGAAAACAGACCAUCGAUCCUCGUCGAGGCUGUCGGGGACACAGUAUUCUUUCUGCGACGUGAGAAGUCGCCCUUCGAGACUAUCCCAGGUGUUUAUGGGUAUGGACACUCGUUUCCGGAGGCAUAUACAGCCUGGGCAUACGACAUGCGGGGUUCGGAGUCAUACCAGCGCAUAUUAGAGUACGAGUUUGCGGGUAUGAAGGCUUUGAUUAGAUUUGAAGGAGACGGCUUUUUGCCAGAGCGUGUUCCAGGUCAUGGGGACAGACCGAAGGCGCCGCCUUCCGGGCUUUCUUCAAAUUCUCAGUCGUACUCGGAUACUAGGUCUAUUCCUAGGGAUACGAUGGAUGAAGAGUUGCUCGAGUCGAUGGCCAAUACUGCAGACUCGGCUGCAUACCCAACUAAAUCGACAGAGCAGACAAAGUCUCUUCGUAUUGAGAAAAGGGAACGGCGCAUCCCUCAAUCUACAGUGUUCGAUUUAAAAUCUCGAUCAAGGACAAAGAUAGAUGCUGAUACAGCGUCAGAAGAGAUGCCCAGGUUGUGGGUUGCUCAGAUCCCAAACUUCAUGCUAGCACAUCAUGAAUCCGGAGUCUUCACAUCGAUCAAGAUCAUUGAUACAAAAGAUGCUAUUCAAGCAUGGGAGGAGGAAUAUCAAAAAGCCUUGGCAGAGUUUGCGGCCCGUUUGAGGAGGUUGGUGGCAUUUGCAAGGAGUAUGGGGAAGUUUGAGAUUGUUCGGGAGAAUGUUGGCGAAGAGCUUGAGUUACGAGAGCAGGGAGGGGAUAUCACUGGUGUAUUACCGCCUGAUUUAAUGGAGACAUGA